AUGUCUCCCAACUCUACAGAUUCUGAGUCGGCCCCUCGGAAAAUACGCAAAGGGACAACAAGUUGCUGGCAAUGCAAACGUCGCAAGAAGCGGUGCGAGUUUGGAUCAGAGUCUACAUCGACUUGUUUCAACUGUCAGCGUUUUGGGCUCACCUGCACAAGCCAGGCCUUUGAAGAACCUGAUACCAAUGAAUCUCAAUUUCUCAGCCAACGAAUUGAUCAAGUCGAGGUAUUGGUGAAUCAUCUGCUUAAACAAAGAGAUUACUCGCACCAGAUCAAGAAAUCGGGCGCAUUAAAUAAAUCUCAAAAUGUGAUCCAACGAAGAGGACUCGAGAAUACGUUCACUCUCAACUCCGUGAGUCAUGAAAGGCUUUCAAGAGGACCUUCCUUGAAUGGAUACCUUUUCUCAAUUCUCCCCGACCCAGAUACGACUAUUUUUAUUCUGAGCAGCCUUAAGCUUUUUGCUUCACCCCUUCAAGUGACCAAAAAAUUGGAUGAGGAAUUAUCUCAUUCCACAGAACGGACCCCAAAGACUCAUCUCUCAUCAAAUGCCCAUCCGAUAGUUUUAGCUCGAAGGCUUAUCCAGCUUGCCAUCUGUUUAAAACAAUUUGAUGCAUCAUCCUCGCAGCCGAUCAAGCUACAUAUGAAUGAGUCACUUGAUGCUGCUGCAAAGCGAUUUGUGGAUAUUUCAUCUCAUCUUGUCGUUUCACAGGACUACCUGGUCUGGUCUCUUGAUGGAUUAGACACUAUUAUGCUUCAAUCCAGCUAUCACGUUACGAUUGGCGACUUUAAAUCCGCGUGGGCAAUCCAAUGCCGCGCGGCAACCAUCGCACAAGAAAUUGGGUUAGAAAACAUUGCAGGAGAACUAGGUGUACGAGCAGAACACCUGUGGUUUCAAAUUAUCUAUACCGAACGUUUUCUGUCGCUUAUACUCGGGGUUCCUUUCGCGAUUGCUAGUAAUAGCUUCGCUAGCACAGCCCAGUUAAAUCUCAGCGAACCAUGCCAAAAAUUAGAGCGCAUACAUGCUCUCAUUGCGGGUCAUAUUAUUACCAGAAAUUUACGCAUGCAGGGUAUCCGUGACUCUGAAGGCGAUGAGAUACCUCAAUUCGAGCACUACAAGGAAACUAAAAUUAUCGACCGCAACCUGAAGAAUGCGACUCGAACUUUACCCUCGGAGUGGUGGCUUGCUCCACCUUUGGACUCUGCUUCGGACAGUGAGGCUUCAGAAAAAGCAGCCAGGCUUUUCGCACAGAUGCACCAGUACUAUUUAUUGGCCCUUUUGCAUCAUCCUUAUCUGAUCUACUACCAAGGUGAAAACCAUGGCCAGCGAGAUUACAGCUAUAGUAGAUCAGCGGCAACAUUAGCGAGUCGUGAGUUGCUUUCACGUUAUCUCGCAGUUCGAAAUUAUCGCCGAUCGCCAUCAUAUAGAGGCCUUGAUGAAAAGGGUUUCAUGGCCUGUAUAAUUCUGCUCUUUGCCCAUUUUACCACUCAUGGAAAUGACGAUCUGGAUUUCCUUGAGCAUCAACGAUCGUAUGAUCUUGGUAUUAUCGGGAAAGUGAUUUCGCUCUGGGAAGAUAUUUCUAUACACCAUGGUGAUUUGCAAUGCGCCUCUUACUUGCAAAGAUUGAGGCGAUUCAUUGAAAUCGAGGAAGAUGCAGCAAAUGGGUCGCUUUAUCAUACAUGGAUCGAGGAGGGGGCCAGUCGGAAUCUAGUGGAACAGGGCUUGAAUAAUGAGUCUGAGAGUCGGUUCUCGUUUCCAUAUUUUGGAGAUAUUGUCAUCGCAUCUCAAAAGCCUCUGCAAGUUGAUGCCGAGUCAAUUCUUUUGGAAUUUGAUCAUCAACAAGAACCUGACAUAGUAUGCUUUGAUGAUUGGAUCAGCAAUGAGAGUGGAAAUAAUUCAAUUUGA
This is a messenger RNA of Penicillium malachiteum, 1905 nucleotides long. RefSeq lists its product as uncharacterized. Gene Ontology annotation, biological process: regulation of DNA-templated transcription; DNA-templated transcription. Gene Ontology annotation, molecular function: DNA-binding transcription factor activity, RNA polymerase II-specific; DNA binding; zinc ion binding. The record is from RefSeq and is a predicted model, not a curated record. The coding region runs from base 1 to 1905 and encodes 634 amino acids. The transcript has a single exon. NCBI's taxonomy places the organism in Eukaryota, Fungi, Ascomycota, Eurotiomycetes, Eurotiales, Aspergillaceae.